Molecule: messenger RNA, 4698 nt
Organism: Alnus glutinosa
Lineage: Eukaryota; Viridiplantae; Streptophyta; Magnoliopsida; Fagales; Betulaceae
Product: pleiotropic drug resistance protein 1-like
Exons: 23
Coding region: 132-4646 (1504 amino acids)
Cellular component (GO): membrane
Molecular function (GO): ATP binding; ABC-type transporter activity; ATP hydrolysis activity
Source: RefSeq, a predicted model, not a curated record
GUAACGUUGUUACGGACAGAGAGAGACAGAGACAUUGCUGUAUAGUUCUGUCCAUCCAUACAGAGAGGGGACCCCAUUUCCGAAACAGGGGAGCUUUCAGCACGAAUAUCCAUGCAGUCGAGUUUUCUUGCAUGAAAGUCGGAGAAAAAACUCUGGGUUUUGUGUGGUUAUAUUGGAAAACUGUAGCAGGUGAUCAAAUGGAGGGUGGUGGUGGUGGUGAUGCAUUCAGAGUAAGUAGUGGACGUCUAAGCAGCUCUAACAUCUGGAGGAACAGUGCCAUGGAUGUUUUCUCCAAGUCUUCGCGGGAAGACAACGAGGAAGAAACUUUGAAAUGGGCUGCUCUUGAGAAACUGCCCACCUAUAUGCGUAUAACGAGAGGUAUACUCACUGAAGCGGAGGGUCACGCCAGAGAGAUUGAUGUAAAGAAUCUUGGGGUGUUAGAGAGGAAGAAUUUGUUCGAGCGGCUAUUGAAGAUUGCUGAUGAAGAUAACGAGAACUUCUUGUUGAAGCUCAAGGACCGCGUUGAACGUGUUGGGCUUGAUAUUCCGACAAUUGAAGUCCGGUUCGAGCACCUACGUGUAGAAGCAGAAGCUUAUGUUGGAAGCAGGGGAUUACCCACAAUAUUCAAUUUUUGUGUUAAUAUGUUAGAGGGGUUCCUGAGUUAUCUUCACAUUAUUCCAAAUCGAAAGAAACCAUUACCAAUUCUUCAUGAUGUUUGUGGAAUCAUCAAGCCUAGAAGAAUGACAUUGCUUUUAGGCCCCCCAGGCUCUGGAAAGACCACAUUGCUAUUGGCUUUGGCAGGAAAACUUGGGAAAGAGCUGAAAUCCUCAGGGAGAGUCACGUACAAUGGACAUGGAAUGGAGCAUUUUGUACCGCAGAGGACUGCAGCUUAUAUAAGCCAAUAUGAUGUCCAUAUAGGAGAAAUGACGGUGAGAGAAACACUAGCUUUUUCGGCAAGAUGUCAAGGGGUCGGGCCACGUUAUGAGAUGUUGGCAGAAUUAUCAAGGAGAGAGAAGGCGGCAAACAUUAAGCCAGAUCCUGAUCUUGACAUCUAUAUGAAGGCUGCAUCACUAGAAGGGCAAGAACCCAGUGUCGUAACAGAUUAUAUACUCAAGGUAAAACCUUCAAUCCAUCUGAUUCUAAAAGGAUGUAUUAUAAAUAAAAAUACAAAAAUAUGGUAUGUAAUUUCCGUUCUUGAUUCUAAAAUUUUGAAGAUUCUUGGACUUGAAGUCUGUGCUGAUACCCUAGUGGGGGAUGAAAUGCUACGAGGUAUAUCUGGGGGACAAAGGAAGCGAGUCACAACAGGGGAAAUGCUGGUCGGGCCAGCAAAAGCACUUUUCAUGGAUGAGAUCUCCACUGGGCUGGACAGUUCAACAACAUUUCAGAUAGUAAACUCACUCAGACAAUCCAUCCACAUUCUCAAUGGAACAGCAGUUAUCUCUCUCCUCCAGCCAGCUCCAGAAACUUAUGACCUAUUUGAUGACAUAAUUCUCCUCUCAGACGGGCAAAUUGUGUAUCAGGGUCCUCGCGAAAAUGUGCUCGAGUUCUUUGAAUACAUGGGCUUCAAAUGUCCAGAGAGAAAGGGGGUUGCUGACUUCUUACAAGAAGUGACAUCAAGGAAAGAUCAAGAGCAGUACUGGGCAAAUAAAGAUGAACCUUAUAGUUUUGUUUCAGUCAAGGAAUUUGGUGAAGCAUUUCAGUCAUUUCACAUUGGUCAAAAACUAGGUGAUGAACUUGCUAUACCUUUUGACAAGUCCAAAGGCCAUCCCGCUGCUUUAACAACCAAAAAGUAUGGAGUUAGCAAGAAGGAACUAUUCAAAGCUUGUGUAUCUAGAGAACUUUUGCUUAUGAAGAGGAAUUCAUUUGUCUACAUUUUCAAGAUGUUCCAACUAAUUCUAUCGGCUUUUAUAACAAUGACAUUAUUUUUACGAACUGAGCUGCACCGGGAUACAACUGCAGAUGGUGGGAUUUAUAUGGGUGCUAUGUUCUUUACAAUCAUCAUAAUAAUGUUUAAUGGAUUCUCGGAGCUUGCCAUGACCAUCGUAAAACUUCCUGUCUUCUAUAAGCAGAGGGACCUCCUCUUCUAUCCUUCUUGGGCAUACUCUCUACCAACAUGGAUACUUAAGAUCCCAAUAACCUUCCUGGAAGUUGCCAUUUGGGUAGUCAUGACUUAUUAUGUCAUAGGCUUUGAUCCCAACAUUGAACGGUUUUUCAAACACUUUCUUUUACUCCUAUGUAUUAACCAGAUGGCAUCUGGACUUUUUCGAUUGAUGGGGGCAUUAGGGAGAAAUAUCAUUGUUGCGAACACAUUCGGGUCUUUCGCUUUACUUGCAGUUCUUGCUUUAGGUGGAUUUGUUUUAUCACGAGACGAUAUACCGAAAUGGUGGCUGUGGGGUUACUGGAUCUCACCAAUGAUGUAUGCACAGAAUGCUAUAACUGUCAAUGAAUUUCUUGGAAAGAGUUGGAGACAUGUUCCUCCUAAUUCAACAGAGCCAUUAGGAGUUUUAGUCUUGAAGUCUCGUGGGGUAUUCACAGAAGCAUACUGGUAUUGGAUUGGAGUUGGAGCAUUAAUUGGAUAUAUUUUGCUUUUCAAUUUCCUAUUCACGUUGGCCCUACAUUAUCUUGAUCCAUUUGGGAAGCCUCAGGCAGUACUAUCCAGAGAGGCCUUGGCUGAGAAAGAAGUUAGUAGAAGUGGAGAGUUCAUUGAGUUACCGUCAAGAGAAAAUAGCUUUUCUGAUAGAGGGAAUGAAGGUCGAAGAAGUGUAUCAUCCAGGACCUUGUCUACAAGAGUGAGCAGCAUUAAUGACGCUAAACGCCGGGGGAUGGUUCUUCCUUUUCAACCCCUUUCUAUCACAUUUGAUGAAAUCAGAUAUGCUAUAGACAUGCCACAGGAAAUGAAAGCUCAGGGCGUUCCUGAGGAUCGGCUGGAACUCUUGAAGGGGGUGAGCGGUGCUUUUAGGCCAGGAGUCCUCACUGCUCUAAUGGGUGUGAGUGGUGCAGGCAAGACUACUCUAUUGGAUGUGUUGGCAGGGAGGAAAACUGGUGGAUAUAUUGAGGGAAGCAUCACUAUAUCAGGGUAUCCCAAAAAGCAAGAAACAUUUGCCCGCAUUUCAGGAUACUGCGAGCAAACUGACAUCCACUCUCCUCAUGUGACAGUCUAUGAGUCUUUGGUUUAUUCUGCAUGGCUUCGGUUACCACCUGAGGUUGACUUCACAACCAGAAAGAUGUUCAUUGAGGAAGUCAUGGAGCUGGUGGAACUGAACUCAUUGAGAGAAGCCCUUGUUGGAUUGCCUGGCGUGAAUGGUCUAUCGACUGAGCAGCGCAAAAGGCUGACAAUUGCAGUUGAGCUUGUUGCCAACCCAUCUAUUAUAUUCAUGGAUGAACCGACCUCUGGUCUUGAUGCCAGGGCAGCAGCUAUAGUGAUGAGAACAGUGAGGAACACGGUAGACACAGGUCGAACUGUGGUGUGCACCAUCCACCAGCCCAGCAUUGAUAUAUUUGAUGCUUUUGAUGAGUUAUUUCUCUUGAAAAGGGGAGGUGAAGAGAUAUAUGUAGGUGCAUUAGGCCGCCAUUCUUCCCAUUUGAUCAACUACUUUGAGGGAAUUGAUGGAGUUCCUAAGAUUAAGGAUAAAUACAAUCCUGCUACUUGGAUGUUGGAGGUUACUUCAGUAGCACAAGAAGCAGCUCUUGGGGUGAAUUUCACCGACGUAUACAAGAACUCAGAACUUUAUAGGAGAAACAAGGCCUUGAUCAAGGAACUAAGUACACCUCUGCCAGGUUCAAAAGACUUGUACUUCCCUACACAAUACUCACAGCCUUUCUUUACCCAAUGUAUGGCUUGCCUAUGGAAACAACAUUUGUCAUAUUGGCGAAACCCACCAUACGGUGCAGUCAGACUCCUAUUCACAACAUUCACAGCUUUAAUGUUUGGGACAAUAUUCUGGGAUAUUGGCUCCAAAAGGCGAAACCGACAAGAUCUUUUUAAUGCAAUGGGUUCCAUGUAUGCUGCUGUGCUCUUCAUUGGGGUACAAAAUGCCUCAUCAGUGCAAUCAGUUGUGGCCAUUGAGAGAACAGUCUUUUACAGAGAAAGAGCAGCUGGAAUGUAUUCUGCUUUGCCAUAUGCCUUUGGUCAGGUUUUUAUUGAGCUUCCUUACAUUUUUGUUCAGACUCUAAUAUAUGGGAUCAUAGUGUAUGCCAUGAUCGGGUUUGAUUGGAAAGUCGGCAAAUUCUUGUGGUAUAUCUUCUUCAUGUACUUCACCCUAUUAUACUUCACUUUCUAUGGCAUGAUGGCCGUGGCUGUUACUCCAAACUACAACAUUGCUGCUAUAGUUUCUUCAGCUUUCUAUGCAAUCUGGAAUCUUUUCUCAGGAUUUGUCAUUCCCAGAACAAGGAUGCCAAUCUGGUGGAGAUGGUACUAUUGGGCUUGUCCAGUCUCUUGGACCUUGUAUGGAUUGAUUGCUUCACAAUUUGGUGACAUUGAUGACACACUUGAUUCUGGUGAGAGUGUGGAAGAGUUUUUGAUGAGUUAUUUUGGGUAUAGACAUGACUUUGUGGGUGUUGUUGCCAUUGUAAUUGUUGGAAUUUCAGUGUUGUUUGGAUUCACCUUUGCCUAUUCAAUUAAGGCAUUCAACUUCCAAAAAAGAUGACAUUUUAUACAUAUAAAUACAAAUCAAUGAAAUUCCCUCAUUGUAAGUUUUG